UAUUAUCCAAUCAGAGGUUAACAUUUUUUUAAUUAUUUAACCAAUAGGAUUUCUCAAUCUGAUCUAUAAAAAAAAACGGAACAACUGAGUCAACUUAAUUAACCCUAAACGUACAGGACUUUCGUUCGUUGCCGCUCUUUUUGCCGGUGCAACUCACUCCAAAAUGAGGGAAUGUAUUAGCGUACAUGUUGGUCAAGCUGGAGUUCAGAUGGGCAAUGCUUGUUGGGAAUUAUAUUGUCUGGAACAUGGAAUUCAAGCUGAUGGGCAAAUGCCGAGUGAUAAGACUAUUGGAGGUGAAGAUGAUUCAUUUAAUACAUUCUUCAGUGAAACUGAUUCAGGAAAACAUGUUCCAAGAGCAAUAUUUGUAGAUUUAGAACCCACUGUAGUAGAUGAGGUUCGGACUGGUACUUAUCGUCAACUUUUUCAUCCUGAGCAAUUGAUCACUGGUAAAGAAGAUGCUGCAAACAAUUAUGCACGUGGUCAUUACGCAAUUGGGAAAGAGAUUGUUGAUUUGGUGUUAGAUAGGAUUCGUAAACUUGCUGAUCAGUGUACCGGUCUUCAAGGGUUUCUGAUAUUUCAUUCAUUUGGUGGAGGCACCGGUUCAGGUUUCACAUCUUUGUUGAUGGAACGACUGAGUGUUGAAUAUGGGAAGAAAUCAAAGCUUGAAUUUUCUAUUUACCCUGCUCCACAGAUUGCAACUGCUGUUGUUGAACCUUACAAUUCUAUCUUAACAACGCAUACAACUUUGGAACAUUCGGAUUGUGCAUUUAUGGUUGAUAAUGAAGCAAUAUAUGACAUAUGUCGUCGUAAUUUAGGCAUUGGACGUCCAACUUAUACGAACUUAAAUCGCUUAAUUGGUCAAAUAGUGAGUUCUAUUACAGCUUCUCUGCGUUUUGAUGGAGCUUUGAAUGUUGAUCUCACUGAGUUUCAAACGAAUUUGGUCCCUUAUCCACGUAUUCACUUCCCAUUGGCAACAUAUUCACCUGUGAUUUCAGCUGAAAAAGCAUUUCAUGAACAGUUAAGUGUUGCUGAGAUUACUAAUGCCUGCUUUGAGCCAGCAAAUCAAAUGGUCAAAUGUGAUCCUCGUCAUGGUAAAUACAUGUCCUGCUGCAUGUUGUACCGUGGUGAUGUUGUUCCAAAGGAUGUGAAUGCAGCCAUUGCCACCAUUAAGACGAAACGGACAAUUCAAUUUGUUGAUUGGUGCCCUACUGGCUUUAAAGUUGGGAUCAACUAUCAACCUCCUACAGUGGUUCCAGGUGGUGAUUUAGCAAAGGUACAACGUGCUGUUUGUAUGCUAAGUAAUACAACAGCGAUCGCAGAAGCUUGGGCUCGUUUAGAUCACAAAUUUGACUUGAUGUAUGCAAAACGUGCAUUUGUCCAUUGGUAUGUCGGUGAAGGGAUGGAGGAAGGCGAGUUUAGUGAGGCUCGUGAAGAUCUUGCAGCUUUAGAGAAGGAUUAUGAAGAAGUUGGGGUUGAUAGUGUUGAGGGUGAGGGUGAUGGGGAAGAAUACUGAAUAACUGUGAGAUGUUACCUAUUCCCAAUAAAUUUAUCUCAGCAACUAGGUGUUUUUCAGAUUCUUCCAAAACGUUUCACGCCUUAGAGAUAGUUUUUACUGA
Molecule: messenger RNA, 1616 nt
Organism: Schistosoma bovis
Lineage: Eukaryota; Metazoa; Platyhelminthes; Trematoda; Strigeidida; Schistosomatidae
Source: the annotation of a GenBank genome assembly